Tympanuchus pallidicinctus (lesser prairie-chicken) is the source of this 7890-nucleotide messenger RNA. RefSeq names its product NIMA related kinase 1 (gene NEK1). The transcript is spliced from 35 exons. Gene Ontology annotation, molecular function: ATP binding; protein kinase activity. The record is from RefSeq and is a predicted model, not a curated record. Lineage: Eukaryota; Metazoa; Chordata; Aves; Galliformes; Phasianidae. The coding region runs from base 375 to 4070 and encodes 1231 amino acids. Gene Ontology annotation, biological process: protein phosphorylation.
GAGCUGCGCUGUGGGACGUGCUCGUGAUAGGAAAGGCUGAGACGAGCCGUCCCGGGCGUGCUUUGCGGCCCGAUGAGGCGGCCGCCUUCUGCGUGUCCGUGGUGACGCUUGGACUUGUUGCACGGAGCUUGACCGGCCAACGCCCUGACAGCGCAGAUGGCCCUUCGCUCUCCCUUUUCUCUCAGUUCUCAUAAGACGACAUUGGUGUUCAUAGUGAUGUUUUCUUAGAUGUCCAGUUUCACUCUGAAAUCUCCUCUCUGUGUUUAUAGAGAAAAAGAAGCAUCCCCAAGCUUGUGUUUCUGUGGUAUGAUUCCAUCUUCCUGAGACCUUGGCGCACUCUGUUGCUUGAGUAAGGAUGCCUUAAGAAGAAAACUAUGGAUAAAUAUAUUAAAGUGCAAAAAAUUGGAGAAGGAUCCUUUGGGAAAGCCUUUCUUGUGAAAGAUAAAGAAAAUAGCCAGCAGUAUGUUAUUAAAGAAAUUAACAUCUCGAAGAUGUCAAACAAAGAGAGAGAAGAAUCAAGGAGAGAAGUUGCUGUACUGGCCAACAUGAAACAUCCAAAUAUUGUCCUGUACAGGGAGUCAUUUGAAGAAAAUGGUUGUCUGUACAUAGUGAUGGAUUACUGUGAAGGAGGAGAUCUCUUUAAAAAAAUAAAUGCCCAGAAAGGAGUCUUAUUCUCUGAGGAUCAGAUUCUGGAUUGGUUUGUACAAAUCUGUUUAGCACUGAAACAUAUACAUGACAGAAAGAUCUUACAUCGUGACAUCAAGUCGCAGAACAUAUUUUUAACCAAAGAUGGAACAAUACAGCUGGGAGAUUUUGGAAUCGCCAGAGUUCUGAACAGCACUGUGGAACUGGCUCGCACUUGCAUAGGAACACCGUACUAUCUAUCUCCUGAAAUAUGCCAGAACAGGCCUUACAACAAUAAAAGUGAUAUCUGGGCCCUUGGUUGUGUUCUCUAUGAAAUGUGCACGCUUAAGCACGCAUUUGAAGCUGGUAACAUGAAGAACUUGGUACUGAAGAUCAUCUCUGGAUCUUUUCCUCCGGUUUCUAUGCAUUAUUCCUAUGACCUACGUAAUCUACUGUCACAGUUAUUUAAAAGGAAUCCUAGGGAUAGACCAUCAGUAAACUCCAUAUUGGAGAAAAACUUCAUAGCCAAACGGGUUGAAAAAUUUCUCACGCCACAGCUUAUUGCAGAAGAAUUCAGUCACAAAACGUUUCACAAGUUUGGACCGCAUGCUGCGCCAGCUAAAAGACCAGCUCAAGGACAAAUCUCGGCUUCAAUUGCACCAGCUCAGAAAAUUACCAAACCUGCUGCAAAAUACGGAGUGCCUUUAGCGAUGAAGAAGUGUUAUGACGCACCCAAAAAGCAUCAUGAGAAAAAGUCAUUGAUUAAACUUAGGCAGGCCUAUCCAACUCCAAAGAAGAAAAUUAUUCCAGGAGAAGAAAGGAGGAAAAUGUUUGAGGAACCUUCAAAAAAGAAAAGGUUAGAAUUGCCUGAAAAAGAAAAACGCCAGAGAGAUCAGAUCAGUUUACUGAAGGCAGAGGAAGUAAGAAGACUGGAAAAAGAAAGGAUGGAACGAAUAAACAGAGCCAGGGAACAAGGAUGGAGGAAUGUGCUUGGUUCAGCUGGAAGUGGUGAUGUUAAGGCACCGUAUUAUGGCGGUGGAGGUGGUGUUGGUCCUUUUCCUGCCUCUUUGAAAGGACAGUAUGAGCACUAUCACGCUAUUUUUGACCAGUUGCAAAAGGAAACCUUCAAAGUAACUAAAGAGAGGCAAGCCAAAUGGAGGGCGGAAGUACAAGGCCAAGAAGCUGCUGAGAGAGGAAUUCCACCUGGAGUACGUCCAGGAGUUCCUAAGGGGCCUGCAGGUCAUCACCAUUUACCUGAUGCUGAUGCAAUUAGGAAAAAAGUGAAAAGGUUGAAGGAGGUGUCUAAACAAGCCAGUGCAAACAGGCAGAAAGGAUGGUUACCUGCAGAAAGAGCAAAGCAAGUUGAAGAAUUCUGGCAACGAAAGAGGGAAGCCAUGCAAAACAAAGCUCGUGCUGAGGGACACAUGGGUACACUGCAAAACGUGGCAGAUAUCUAUGGAGGCAGGCCCAUGUCUGCAAGAGGAAGGAAAUCCAGAAACAAGGAAGAAGAGGAGUAUUUGGCAAGGUUAAGACAGAUACGACUGCAGAACUUCAAUGAACGUCAACAGAUUAAAGCGAAACUUCGUGGAGAGAAGAACGAAGCUCCCAGUUCUGAUGGACAAGAGUCAAGUGAGGAAGCAGAAAUGAAACGCAAAAAGAUAGAAGCACAGAAGGCCCAAGCAAAUGCUCGAGCUGCAGUUCUGAAAGAACAGUUAGAGCGAAAGAGGAAGGAAGCAUACGAAAGAGAGAAGAGAGCUUGGGAAGAACAUCUGAUAGCUAAAGGAGUAAAGAAUCCUAACGUGCCUUGUCAUGUGGGAGCAGCAGGACACAGUCCUGUGCACGGAAUACAAGAGCCUGGAGUAUCUCUUCCUAAGCAACAGCUUCCAGUUAAGCCCAUCUCCAUGACUUCUGCUUUGAAAGAAGUGGGAGUGGAUGGAGAUGUAACCGCUGCCCAGGAGGUUAAAGAGGAAGUCAAGAAGCCAGAUCUUGCAGUGCAGAACAAGCGGCAAAUACUGAAAAGGUUAAAUCAAAAUCUUAAAGCUCAGGAAGAUGAGAAAGGAAGAAAGGAUGAUAAAAACAUCUCUGAGUCGGAUGGGUCUGAAGAUGGUAAAGAAGAGCAGGAAGAUAACUACCCACUUGUAGGAGAUCGUAAAAGAUGGGCGUCAAGAGCAUCAGAUUUGGUAGUUCCUUUAGCUCAGUUAACAAUGGAAGAGUCUCUCUCUGGGACGGACCGGCAAACUAUGGGGGAAGUAAUUAGGCUGGAUAUCGGUGAACCUCGCAGGAAAGUCUGGGGCAAAAGCCCUACUGAUUCGGUCCUGAAGAUUCUAGGAGAAGCAGAGCUGCAGCUACCAACUGAAGUACUGGAAGAAAUAGAUGUAAUAAAUGAGCCUGAUGAUUUGGAAGCAGAGGUGUUGAAAGAAACUGAAGAAAAUAAAAAGGACCAGAGCAAGGAAUUUCCCAUCGCUGUUAAUGAAGUGUGGGUGAAAGAAAAAGAAGAUAAUGCACAACAUGACAGAAGAGAUGAAGCAGCUUUGGAGAAAGCAGUGCUUGAUGAAGUGCAAUCACAAAAUGAAGCUCCAGGAGAAACUUGUUCCAGUGACUCUGUGCAACCUGAACCGUUAUUCCAGAGGGUGAUGCAGCCCCCAGCUGUACCUGCAGCCUCACCAGUUCUCUCAUCUCAGUCUUCCCAGGAAGAGCCUUUUGUACCUCGUUCUCGUUCCAGAUCGCCAGCAAAAAAUAAAGGGAAAAGUUCCUUGUUUUUUGGACUUUCUACAGGGUUGUUUGAUGCAAACAACCCAAAGAUGCUGAGGACGUGUUCGCUCCCGGAUCUUUACAAACUGUACAGAACCUUAGUUGAUGUUCCCAGCAUAGCAGAUGUGCAGCAUCAACACAGUCUUGAAAUAGAUGAUACAGAAGAUGAGCAGGCCAAAGAAGGACCCUCUGAUUCGGAGGAUAUCAUGUUUGGGGAGGCCGAUACAGAUUUGCAGGAACUCCGGGCCUCAAUGGAACAAUUGCUUAGGGAGCAGCCUGAGGAAUUAAGUGAAGAAGAGGAAUCUACUUUAAAGGCUAACGUCAUCAAAUGCAUGACAAAUGGUGCAGAGCUGGAUGAAGCAGAUGAAAAUAACCCCAGCAGUGAAAGUGCUCUUAACGAAGAAUGGCAGUCAGAUAACAGCGAUGGAGAUAUUGCCAGUGAAUGUGAAGAGUGUGAUAGUGUCUUCAGCCAUCUGGAAGAGCUGAGAUACAACCUGGAGCAGGAAAUAGGCUUUGAGAAAUUAAUUGAAGUUUAUAAUAAAAUAAAGGCUAUACAUGAAGAUGAAGAUGAAAAUAUUGAUAUUUGCUCAAGCAUAGUUCAGACUAUUCUGGGAAAUGAACACAAACACUUGUAUGCCAAAGUACUUCACCUAGUCAUGGCAGAUGGAGCCUACCAGGAAGAUAAUGACGAAUAAAGCUGACUCAGGAAACUCCUUAGUGCUGCACGACACAUCAGUGUUCAAAGUCUGCACAGCAGGGUAACAGAUUGUAAUGAAAGUGUAACAUGGGGCAGGAGAAAGAAGAGCUGGAAAGAAGAGUGCUGACAGUAUGAAGCAGAGAGGAAAAAGAUGCCUUUUACAUUCAGAUAUGUAUACACUUCUCUUGUGUGUUUUGCAUAUGUGGUCAUUAAAUAUUAGAUGCCUAAAUUUGAAAAAACAAGCUAUAAUAUCUCUUUCUCUUUCUCUCAAAAAAAGGAGUAAAUGUAGCUGUUCUGAUACAAAACCAAUGCCUACAAGGUAAACCUGAGUUCUUGUCAUAGCAGCAGCUGGCUGAUAGGGUUAUGGAGCUGGAAGGAUUACAGUGUUGUGAAAGCUGCCAUCUCUAGCUGUUCAUUUGCCUACUUAAAGUAGUCCUUCUGUACACCUACGUAAAGAAACUGUUUGUUUUUAUUUGACCCCUGUGUUUGUAUUUUAAUAGCAUCCUAAUCUGGUGGUCCAGUUUCACUAUUUCACUUUUUUCUUAAUAAAAUGUAUUUUGAAGCUAAUGACUUCUGUCACUUCUUAAGUGUCAUCUGAAAAAUCUGACAGGCAUAGUUUCUAACUGAAGGCAGACUGGUAUUUCAGUUAGCGAAACACUUGAGUGUUUUAUUUUAGAGGCAGUGCAAUUAACAUGGAGCCAGAAGGCUUCACUUAUAUUCUUCCUCUGAAAAUCCCAAGUAUUUACACUUGAAGUUUUGCCAUCCAGUCAAUGAUAAUGCAGAAUAUUGUUGAAAGAUGUUUUCUCUCCUGUUUGUUUUUAAAUUCUUAUUGUUAUUUUCUUGGCCUCACAGCCAGAGGGGAAGGUGUGAAGUGUUACAGGCCAGAGUGCUCCCUGGCUGGUCAUCUUUUGGGCCAUGUUUGGUAGCUUUGUAUCUUCCACCCCUGAAAUUAAUGACCCGACCCACCUUUUUGUUUCUCCUGUCAAAGCAGUGCUGUAGGAGCCAACAUGAGCUACAUUGUUUUCGCAUCAUCACUGCUGAGGUUCAGUUGGCUUAUCCAUACAAUAAGUCUCCUGUUGCAAACCCAAUGAACUGUCAGGCUUCCAACUGUGCCCUACUGAAGAAAAUAAAAUGUUUUUUCCAGCUAGUGUAAGAUACAGCAAUAUGAAACUGCCAGCUUUUCCACCAAGUAACAUCAGGUAGACAUGAUUUAGAACGGAUGUGUACGUGUUUUCUGUAUAAUGGCUUUGUGGAGUUAUGAUUGAAGUUUCACCUGCUGAAAUGUGGUAUUUUUUUAAAUGUCUGAUUUAAGGUAGACCAAAAGGACUCGAUUUCAGCUGUAUCAUGGGAACCUAUGGUGAGAAAUCUAAAAAAAAGAUUGCCUGUUUUACUUGCCCUUAAUAUGCUGGUUACAUUUUUGUAUGUGUAUUUACCUGAUGAACACCUCUUGCUUUAUCUGGUGAGGAAAUACAAUCACUGCUGGAAACUGCUGCUGCUGACCUAUGCUUCAUCUUUUUAAAGUUUUCCAUGCUGAAUGUUGGUCCUUCUCAGUAAGCUUCCCUUGCAUUCCACUUUUCUUCAAUGAGAUCAUAGUGGAAGGAUCCUCAUCAGCUUACAUCAUCCACGAUGUUCAGCUAAUACAACUCAAAAGAGUUUACACAGACCAAGUCUGCAUUAUUUUCCUUUUUCAGUACUGCUUUUCAAAUUGUAUCUUGCACCCUUUAGGAGAAAAGAGGACUAAAAUUCUUUAAUACAGAGGGAUUUUUCUCAAAUACAACCUAGGGGUUAGGUUGCGUUCAAUUGCUUUUCUAUUGAAAUCACAUCAUUACUGACAUCCUUCAUUUGUUUUGCAGAUUGCUGGCUAGCAGAUGAAGGCUUUACAGACGUAGAGCUUUUUAUCAAUGAAUGUUCUGAGAAAUAUGCUUAGACUGUGCACAGCUUUUCAGAGAUUAAUAUUCAGACCUACCAAUCAAUACUGAAUAUCCUUGAAAAUCCUCAGGAGCUAAUUUUAAUUUGGCAGUAAUUAAUUUUGUAUGCUAAAGUAAUGCCUUCAUGUGAAAUUGUAGAACUCUAUUGAAGAGCCCUGUGCAUGAGUACAGUGUAACUGUGUCAGUGAUUUCUUUUUAAGGGCAAUGCAGUGAUCUGCUUGUAGUAACUUAUUUGAAUUGGUUGAGUAUUUGGAUUGCAUUGAUAAAAUUGCACUCACUGUGGGUAGCUUUCAGCUACAAAUCUAGUACCAAACAUACAGAAUGGUGGUUUUGGCUCAGAACAUCUAUUUUGUGUUGUGUCCCUGUCUUCUGGCUUUUAUCUUGAUCCUUGAAACCAGCUGUAGGUGAGAGAAGGAAAAAGCAAUUUAAUAUAUAUAUGUAUUUAUAAAUAUCCAAAACACAACAACAGUAAUAGAUCUCAGUACCUGCCUGCAUUGUGCUGUCCUGCAGAUGUGAUUACAGUCCUGUCAUGAGACUCCUCUGGCAAGGCAAGCUGUGCCAUUUAUAGCUGUAUGUGUGCAUUGAGCUUCCUGACCCUCAACUGAAUAGAACAAAUGCCCACAGCACAGCAGGAUCAUAAGGAACCUGAGCUUGUAGCCUGUGGCAGGAAGAUGAGUCUUGUGCUGUCCCAGCUGCCUUUGUUCUGGGUGGAACAGGUAGACAGUAAUCCUACCUAAAGCACUGAUGCCUCACGUCUUGUUAGAAUCACAAAACCACUCAGGUUGGAAAAGACCUUGAAGAUCAUCGUGUCCAACCACAACCUGACCAUGCUGCCCUAACUCUAACAGCCCUCUGCUGAAUCAUGUCCCUGAGCACCACCUCCAAACGGUUCUUAAACACAUCCAGGGAUGGUGAUUCAGCCACUUCCCUGGGCAGCCCAUUCCAGUGUUGUUGUUGUUGUUGUUUGGCUGUGGGUUUUUUGGGUUUUUUUUUUGUUUUCUUUUUUUGGAAAUGGGUGUGAAGUGGCUUUUGCUCUUUGAUUUGCUUUACGGUGAGAGUGUAUUUAAAGUUACUACUCGAAUGUACUUCAAAAAAAGGUGUUACCUGAUCAGGCAAUGCAAAUCACAACCAAAGCACCUCCUUGUUUCUGUGAUCUGGAAAGUGAACGGUGAGAACAAAGCUUUCCUCAUUCUGUCUGUUCGUGUAGCUGUUUACAGCACUGAUGAAUUUUUUGGCUCCUACUACUCUUGUCUCCCCCUUGCUCUGAUUUGCACAGAAAUGCUGUACGUUCAUUCAAAUAUGCUUUCUCAACGUUUCUGAAGUUCUACGACCUUGCACAAAUCUGCUGAAAACUCGAUACUUCUCCAAGAUUUCUCUUUCUACACGUGUUUGUAGGUUAAUUACACUCCUCAGAGACAGAUGGUCCUCAAUUCCACAUGGAAGUGUGAGUUCUUAGCACAGUAUUUAGCAUAAACAUUCUGAUGUGCCGUACAUUUUCUCUAUGUUUUCUUCAGGCUGGAGAGCUGGGUGGGAGAAGAAGAGCAAGUGUCAAGCAAGCUUGCUUGCCUUUUUAUUUGCUGUGCAUUGCUUGGUGUUUGUUUUGUAUGACAGAAUCAUUUAAUUGCCUCUACGAGAGCUGAAAUAUUGGGAUUGGGGUUAUGUCGUGUACAAAAUGCUUCCUGGUGAGCAAAGGGCUGGUUUUCCAAGUCAAGAUUAAAAUGCCUGUUACACACUUGAAAGUUACACUUUCAAAGGAAAAUACGUAAAAUAUCUAAUGAUAUCUAAGUACAGCAAAUAUCUAAAUUAUUUCUUAAAUACUUGUGUUUCUUGAUGUGUUAAAUAACGUGCCUCUAUGUUUUAUAAAUCAGCUAUUAAGUUUGAAGCAAACGA